GCGCUGCUCUCUGUUAGGCUGUUGGUGCCGUCGCCCCACCCAAGACCUUUGGGACGAAGAAACACCCGCGAGCCCCCAAGGAAAAGGCCCCGAGCGGCGCGCCCGGAGGCGUCACGGCCCAGCCGUUCGCUCUCGAGAAGCCGCCAGAGCCGGGCCCGGGGGCGGGGUGGGGUGGGUGCAGCUGGGCUCGCCCGAGAGGCCCAGCCUCGAGCCAGGCCCCGACCCGCCCUGGCCGCCUCCCGGCCCGCCGCGGAGGAACCCCGAGAAGCGAGAGGGGUCAAGCCGCGUGGCGUGCCCAGCCCGGGGCCGGGUCAUCCAAUAGACGAACUUGGCCGCGGCCUGGGGAAGAACCGGACGGGGGAUGAGGGUGUCCAUGCGGACCUCGGCCUGGCCUCGUCCCCGGGCCACGGACAGGUCCCCACAACUCCUCUUGUCCUCGGCGGCUGGAGAUCAAACGGCUGACAAGGCAGCUGUGUCCUUCCCUGUCAGACGGGCGAUUUCAAGUCCUGCCCUGGGAGGAGGAGACUGGGGGCGGGGGGCGUUCCUUCCAGGUGGCGGUAAUCGUCAGCGGGUGAGGAGACUGUAGCAGUCGGGGGUCACCCGCACGGCUGUGUUCUGAGACCCGGGCACACCUCCCCCUGGGGUCAGCGCGUUCCAGUCCCGCCCCCACGUGGAGCGCCGCUGCCCCUUACCCCCACGCUUUCCACAGACCCUGGCUUUGGGGGUUGGGGCCCGUGUUUGACCCCGAGAAGUGGAUGGGGUAAGGUGGAGGGAGCGCAGAUUCGGGUGAACUUUCCUUCUGGAACGGGACUCAAACAAGGUCUCACUUGCCUGUUCUCCCAAACGUGCUCUUAAUUCUCUUCUCUGAGUACCUUUUACUUUGUCCACUUCGCUCUCUCCCAGAGUUUGUGAUAUCAGGAUUUAUAUGGGGACAUUUUCUGGAAGUUUAACCCCGACCCCCCCAAUUAGACAAAAGUAAAAAGGAUCAAGCUACUUUUCCAGGGAGGUAAGGCCACUGGUUACCUCCAGUCACCAAGCCGACCCCGGCUCUCCUCUUCCGCUACCCCCUACCCAAGUCCACAAGAGCUUUCGGUUGGGUGGGUGGGGACUUGAGUUGAUUCAACUUACUUCCACACACGCAGCUCUCCGCCCCCUUCUGAGGGGGUCCUGCUCCCAGAAGGGAAGGAGGGAUAAAAAGGAUUUACUUUUAUUUAAAAAUACCCUGCCCACCGUUUCCUUUCCUCCCCUCCACCCCCCCUUUGCGCUGCCAGUGCACGGGGAGAAGAGCGCACAAAAACGCUGUUUGCACGUGUGGCCGGCCUGGACUGCGGGUGUGCGCACGGGCAAGUGUGUGUGCAUGUGUGUGCGCGCGCGCGAGUGUGUCUCUGUGGGUGUGUGUGCUUUCUUGUUCUCUUACAGGGUACAAUGUUAAAAAGCCACCGCUAGUCGCCCCCAGUGCUCCGACUCUCUGGGUCUUUUUGUCUCUAGUGCAGAUUAAACGUCACGUCCGCACUUGAACUUGAAUUUUAUCCCAUUGUACAGAGGCAGCCCCAGCCAUAGAGAGACCGAGAGCUCCCAGAGAACCCGGACUCCGCCAUCUUCACGUUGCAAUCUAUAGCUCCCAGUCCGCGCCCGCACCGACCCAGGCGCCCUGGGCGAGCCGCCCCUCAGCCCAGCUCCCCCCGGGCCCGCGGCGCCAGGGGAGCGCUGGGGAGCGCUCGCGGGGACCCGGCAGCCUCUCCGGCCGGCGCCAGCCUGCCAGGUGGACUGGGAAGGAACCGCUCCUGGAGUCCCCCCAGAGCCUCGGAAGGGUCAGUCUCCGAUAAAAAAAACAGGCGGCCGCAGAAAACCCAGAAACAACCGCACCGCGGCAGUUUUGCAUCGCUUUGGGUUUUUUGAGGGGGCGGGGUGAGGGGGUACAAGUCCCCAAGUUUCCUUCGCUUUUUUUCUUUUCUUUUUCUUUUAUUUUUAUUUGUUUGCGUUUUUUUCCCCCUCCUCCGCCCCCCCCUCCUGGUAGAAGUGCGCCUUCCACCUACCAGACCCUGAAAGAAAGUGUCAGGAGCCGGUGCAAAAUCCGGUUUAAGUUCCAGAAGGCAUUUGGAAGUCCAGGAGGCCAAGCAGUUUGAAGAAGUGUGAGCGAUUUUUUUUUCCGUCAAAAGAACCUAUUUUUAAAGAAACCAGCCAGUCCGCGGCAAGCAGGAGGAGAUUUUUUUUUUUUGCCUCUAUUUUAGAUCGAGAGGUUUUCCUUUUCUUUUCCUUUUCUUUUUGCAAACAAAACAGAAAACAGCAUAGAAGAAAGAGCAAAAUAAAGAAGAAGAAGAGGAGGAAGACAGGGCAAGAGAGGAAGGGGGAAAAAAACAAAACAAAACACCAACCCGGGCAGAGGAGGAGGCGCGGCGGCGGCGGCGGCGGCGGCGGCGGCGGCGGCGGCAGCGGCAGCGGCAGCGGCGCGGCGGCGGCUCGGACCCCCUCCCCCGGCUCCCCCAGCAGUGCAGCUCUCCGGGCGAUGCCAGAAUAGAUGCCGGGGCAAUGUCCCGCCGCAAACAGGGCAACCCGCAGCACUUGUCCCAGAGGGAGCUCAUCACCCCAGAGGCUGACCAUGUGGAGGCCGCCAUCCUUGAAGAAGAUGAGGGUCUGGAGAUAGAGGAGCCCACCGGCCUGGGGCUGAUGGUGGGCGGCUCCGACCCUGACCUGCUCACCUGUGGACAGUGUCAGAUGAACUUCCCUCUGGGGGACAUCCUGGUUUUUAUAGAGCACAAGAAGAAGCAGUGUGGCGGCAGUCUGGGUACCUGCUAUGACAAAGGCCUGGACAAGGGCAGCCCGCCGCCCUCCUCGCGCUCUGAGCUCAGGAAAGUGUCCGAGCCGGUGGAGAUCGGGAUCCAGGUCACCCCCGACGAAGACGACCACCUGCUCUCGCCCACGAAAGGCAUCUGCCCCAAGCAGGAGAACAUUGCAGGGCCGUGCAGGCCUGCCCAGCUGCCAGCGAUGGCCCCCAUAGCUGCCUCCUCCUCCCACCCUCCCACAUCCGUGAUCACUUCACCUCUGCGCGCCCUGGGCGCUCUGCCGCCCUGCUUCCCCCUGCCGUGCUGCAGCGCGCGCCCUGUCUCGGGUGACGGGACUCAGGGUGAGGGUCAGACGGAGGCUCCCUUUGGAUGCCAGUGUCAGUUGUCAGGUAAAGACGAGCCUUCCAGCUACAUUUGCACAACAUGCAAGCAGCCCUUCAACAGCGCGUGGUUCCUGCUGCAGCACGCGCAGAACACGCACGGCUUCCGCAUCUACCUGGAGCCGGGGCCGGCCAGCAGCUCGCUCACGCCGCGGCUCACCAUUCCGCCGCCGCUCGGGCCCGAGGCCGUGGCCCAGUCCCCGCUCAUGAAUUUUCUGGGCGACAGCAACCCCUUCAACCUGCUGCGCAUGACGGGCCCUAUCCUGCGGGACCACCCGGGCUUCGGCGAGGGUCGCCUGCCCGGCACGCCGCCUCUCUUCAGCCCGCCGCCGCGCCACCACCUGGACCCGCACCGCCUCAGUGCCGAGGAGAUGGGGCUCGUCGCCCAGCACCCCAGUGCCUUUGACCGAGUCAUGCGCCUGAACCCUAUGGCCAUCGACUCGCCCGCCAUGGACUUCUCGAGGCGGCUCCGCGAGCUGGCGGGCAACAGCUCCACGCCGCCGCCCGUGUCGCCAGGCCGCGGUAACCCUAUGCACCGGCUCCUGAACCCCUUCCAGCCCAGCCCCAAGUCCCCGUUCCUGAGCACGCCGCCGCUGCCGCCCAUGCCCCCCGGCGGCACGCCGCCGCCCCAGCCGCCCGCCAAGAGCAAGUCCUGCGAGUUCUGCGGCAAGACCUUCAAGUUCCAGAGCAAUCUCAUCGUGCACCGGCGCAGCCACACGGGCGAGAAGCCCUACAAGUGCCAGCUGUGCGACCACGCGUGCUCGCAGGCGAGCAAGCUCAAGCGCCACAUGAAGACGCACAUGCACAAGGCCGGCUCCCUGGCGGGCCGCUCCGACGACGGGCUCUCGGCCGCCAGCUCCCCGGAGCCCGGCACCAGCGAGCUGGCCGGCAACGGCCUCAAGGCGGCCGACGGCGACUUCCGCCACCACGAGAGCGACCCGUCGCUGGGCCACGAGCCCGACGAGGACGAGGAGGAGGAGGAGGAGGAGGAGGAGGAGCUGCUGCUGGAGAACGAGAGCCGGCCCGAGUCGAGCUUCAGCAUGGACUCGGAGCUGGGCCGCAACCGCGAGAACGGCGGCGGCGGCGGCGGCGGCGGGGUGGCCGGGGUCCCGGGCGCGGGGGGCGGCGUGGGCGGCGCGGCCAAGGCGCUGGCCGACGAGAAGGCGCUGGUGCUGGGCAAGGUCAUGGAGAACGUGGGCCUGGGCGCGCUGCCCCCGUACGGCGAGCUGCUGGCCGACAAGCAGAAGCGCGGCGCCUUCCUGAAGCGCGCGGCGGGCGGCGACGCGGGCGACGACGACGACGACGCGGGCGGCUGCGGCGACGCGGGCCCGGGCGGCGCGGUCAACGGGCGCGGCGGCGGCGGCUUCGCCCCGGGCGCCGAGCCCUUCCCGGGCCUCUUCCCGCGCAAGCCGGCGCCGCUGCCCAGCCCCGGGCUCAACAGCGCCGCCAAGCGCAUCAAGGUGGAGAAGGACCUGGAGCUGCCGCCCGCCGCGCUCAUCCCGUCCGAGAACGUGUACUCGCAGUGGCUCGUGGGCUACGCGGCGUCGCGGCACUUCAUGAAGGACCCCUUCCUGGGCUUCACGGACGCGCGCCAGUCGCCCUUCGCCACGUCGUCCGAGCACUCGUCGGAGAACGGCAGCCUGCGCUUCUCCACGCCGCCCGGGGACCUGCUGGACGGCGGGCUGUCGGGCCGCAGCGGCACGGCCAGCGGGGGCAGCACGCCGCACCUGGGCGGCCCGGGCCCCGGGCGGCCGAGCUCCAAGGAGGGCCGGCGCAGCGACACGUGCGAGUACUGCGGGAAGGUGUUCAAGAACUGCAGCAAUCUGACGGUGCACCGGCGGAGCCACACCGGCGAGCGGCCUUACAAGUGCGAGCUGUGCAACUACGCGUGCGCGCAGAGCAGCAAGCUCACGCGCCACAUGAAGACGCACGGGCAGAUCGGCAAGGAGGUGUACCGCUGCGACAUCUGCCAGAUGCCCUUCAGCGUCUACAGCACCCUGGAGAAACACAUGAAAAAGUGGCACGGCGAGCACUUGCUGACUAACGACGUCAAAAUCGAGCAGGCCGAGAGGAGCUGAGCGCGGCGGCCAGGGCGCCCGCACCUGUACAGUGGAACCGUUGCCAACCGAGAGAAUGCUGACCUGACACUUGCCUCCGUGUCACCGCCACUUAGCACCCCGCGUGUCCCCGGGGGCCCAGGGGAGGCGGCCCUCCAACCUAACCUGUGUCUGCGAAGUCCUAUGGAAACCCGAGGGUUGAUUAAGGCAGUAAAAGUUGUGGAGCCUUUUAACUGUGCAAUAAUUUCUGUAUUUAUUGGGUUUUGUAAUUUUUUUGGCAUGUGCAGGUAACUUUUUAUUAUUAUUCUUUCUGUUUAAAUUCCUUUAAAGAGAUUUUGUUGGGUAUCCAUCCCUUCAUUUUUUUUUUUUUUCCUUCCACCCAGUAGUAGCCUGAGUGAUGACUCCCGAGCAAUGUAGAAGGGAAGCUUAUCUUUUAAAUUAUAAUUUGGGGGGGAGGGCGCUGCUUUUUUGAAAUUUAAGCUAAGCAUGUGUAAUUUCUUGUGAAGAAGCCAACACUUAAAUGACUUUUAAAGUUGUUUACUUUUUUAUUCCUUCUUUUUUACUUCUUAUUUUUUGUCCUGAAAUGAAAAGUGGCAUGCUUUCUGUCUUUCUUUCUUUUUUUUUUUUCAUUGUGAGGGGGUGGAUGUACAGCGGAUAACAAUCUUUAAAGUCAUAGCACUUUGUUUCAGAAUUGGAGUGGAGAUGUAGCACUGAUGAUGUCCUGAGUAACAGAGGCCUUUUCUGUGUUGAUUUAAACCUUUACAUUAUAUGAGGAACACUUGCAGUGGUGGGGGCAGGGCCCCCCAAAACUCAGCACUGCCGGAGGAACAGGUGUUUUUGAGGGCUGUGGGAGAAACGGCCCAAGAGCAUUCUAAAGAUGCAUUCCCGGCAGGUACCACCCUUUCCUUGGAGGGUUGGUCCCCUGGGAUGCCAUCUUUGCUGUUUGCUGUAGAUUAGGCUGAAAAUGAAAUGGGCUGAGGGUCCUUUUUUGGUUAUAGGGUGGUGGCCUGCAGUGACACAGAAAAGACAAAACCUGCAGUGUUUUUUCAGGCUUCUUCUGGCUCGACAACUUCUCUCUCUCUCUCUCUCCCUCUCAGUACUCCCACCAUAAAAAUCCCAAGGCAUAUGUUGCUACAAGUGAUAAUUGAUCGUAUCUCAAGCAGACAAGCUCCUUGAUGGAAAACUGAGGGAAGUUAGUGUUCUCUCACUGAAUGCACACUGAUGACAUUGGAGGGGCAGGGGAGAGAAAAUCUUGCAAAUUUCUGUUCCCUUUUACUGGAAAAGCAGGGGAAGGGUCCCAUCCCAAGGUGCCCAGCACUACUUCCCUUUUUUUUUUUUUCCUACCCCAUUAGGUUGGAAGGUACUAAACAUUGGACUGAUAAGAUUAGACAUUUGAAUUCUUUUGACCCGCACUUUAAAGCUUUUGUUUGCAUUUAAAUGAAAUGGCUUCUAAACAAGAAAUUGCAGCAUAUUCUUCUCUUUGGCCCAGAGGUGGGUUAAACUGUAAGGGACGGCUGAGAUUGAGUGUCAGUGUUGCUAAGCGUGGCAUUCACAAUACUGGCACUAUAAAGAACAAAAUAAAAUAAUAAUUUAUUGGACAGUUUUUCUACUGCCAUUCGAUUUGAUGUGAGUGCCUUGAAAACUGAUCUUCCUAUUUGAGUCUCUUGAGACAAAUGCAAAACUUUUUUUUUUUUUUGAAAUGAAAAGACUUUUUAAAAAAGUAAAACAAGAAAAGUACAUCCUUUAGACACAAACAAAGCCACAUUUACUUUAAAUAAAUUUUUAAAAAUCCUGGUUGAAGAUAGAGGACAUGAAAAUGCCAUAAGACCCAAUCAAAUGAAGAAAUAAAUCCAGCACAACCGUGGACAUCCAUUAGCUGAAUUAUCCUCAACCCAUUUUGUUUUUGGGACAACGCUGCUUAGAUUUGGAGUGGAGGUGAUUUACUGCUGAAUUUAAACUCAAGUGACAUAAGUUACAAGUUGAUAUCGUUGAAUGGAAAACAAAACAAAAACAAUUCAGGAACAACGGCUAAUUUUUUUCUAAAGUUAAAUCUAGUGCACUCUGUCUUAAAAAUACGUUUACAGUAUUGGAUACAUACAAGGGUAAAAAAAAUGUGUGUAUGUGUGUUGGAGCGAUCAUUUUUUUCAAAGUUUGCUUAAUAGGUUAUAAAAAAUGCCACAGUGGCUGCGUGUAUAUUGUUUUCUUUUGGUGACGGGGUUUUAGUAUAUAUUAUAUAUAUUAAAAUUUCUUGAUUACUGUAAAAGUGGACCAGUAUUUGUAAUAAUUGAGGAUGCCUGGGCAUUUUACAAAACAAGAAGAAAAAAAAAACCCUUUUCUUUUCCUUGAAAAUGUUGCAGUAAAAUUUAAAUGGUGGGUCUAUAAAUUUGUUCUUGUCACAGUAACUGUAAAGUCGGAGUUUUAGUAAAUUUUUUUCUGCCUUGGGUGUUGAAUUUUUAUUUCAAAAAAAUGUAUAGAAACUUGUAUUUGGGGAUUAAAAGGGGAUUGCUACACCAUGUAGAAAAAGUAUGUAGGAAAAAAGUGCUUAAUAUUGUUAUUGCUUUGCAGAAAAAAAAAAAUCACAUUUCUGACCUGUACUUAUUUUUCUCUUCCCACCUCCCUCUGGAAUGGAUAUAUUGGUUGGUUCAUAUGAUGUAGGCACUUGCUGUAUUUUUACUGGAGCUUGUAAUUUUUUAACUGUAAGCUUGUCCUUUUAAAGGGAUUUAAUGUACCUUUUUGUUAGUGAAUUUGGAAAUAAAAAGAAAAAAAAAACAAAAACAAACAGGCUGCCAUAAUAUAUUUUUUUAAUUUGGCAGGAUAAAAUAUUGCAAAAAAAAUUUGUAUGUUCAGUCCUAUUGUACAGGAGAAAAAGGGUUGUUUGACAACCUUUGAGGAAAAGAAACAAGAGAAAGUAGUUAAAUGCUUUGGUUCACAGAUCCUUUUAGUUGUAUAUAUUUUUGUCGGAAUUGGCCUCUACAAAGGACUGUUGGAGCGGGGCUUCACUCUGAACGCCUCGAGCCUCGCACCCAGGCUCCCUGGUGUGGCCACAGCAGACCGGAUGAGAAAUCCUUUCUUUGGGUUGAGUGGAAAAAUCCGUUUUUGUAAAGAUGUUGGGAACAUUUCACAGAGUCCUCUCUCUCCAAGAGGCCGUCUGUAAGAUGUAGAUGUAGAGGAGAGAGAGCAGAGCGCGUCUUGCUCCUCUGUUGUCGCCACUGUGGCCGUCCCCACCGCCAUGUCUCCUGCCCUUAAGAGCAGAAAGAAAUGCAAACCGAGCUUUUCUCAGUCCUUGCGAAAACAUGCAACAAAAAAACGUAAUAAAAGGAGCUGGCGUGUCAGCGAGGCCCAGGUGACGUGAGCCGCCGCUGAGACCAGCGCAAAUCGGAGUUCAGGAAGGAGUCCCAUCAACCAGGACCUUUCAUUCCGCGGAGAGUGUUGGCCUGUUGUCUUUCUUACCUGCUCUGCUGCUUUUCUCUCCGAAACCCACAUUCCGUCAGUUUCCGAAUGCCUAGGGCCUGGGAUGAAUUCGGUGCCUUUCCAUAGCCUCCUCCUUCUCUGUGUUUCUUCUCCAUCUUCCAGCCUCUGUCAGCUCUUUAUUUGUCCUUUGCAGUUGUAUUUCGUUUCUUUCCUUUCUCCCUUUCUGUCCUUCCCCUCUUUUUUUUUUUUUUUUUUUUUGUAAAGCCAAGUAGCUUUAAGAUAAUAAAGUGGUGGUUUUUGGAUGAGGGAAUAAUACAUUAAAAAAAAAAAAACCUAUAUCAGGAAGCCAUUUUUUAUUUCAGGAAUUAGAAGAAAAACCAUUAUUCCAGGUUAUGAAAGUAUAACCAAGCAUCCUUUUGGGCAAUUCUUUACCAAAUGCAGAAAUCUUUUUGGGGGGGAACUUUUCUGUUUUAUAUGCUCUUUCCUCCUUGCCACCUACCUUUGCAAAGUGAAAGGAAAGGGGGCGGAGAGGGAGAUAAGCUGAGAUGUCAGUUACCUUGACCUGAAGACCUAGGGGUUGCCCCUUCCUUCCCAUGCUCUGUCAAGUACUUGGGGGUCUCCAAGGCGAUCCCCGUGUAGUUAGUGACAGAAGCUAGCCAGCUCUCACCAGCUUUCGCAAAGUCACCAGAUUGCCAGGACUAAGCCAUCCCAAAGCACAAAGAUUGUGUCUCUGUCAAUUGCAGAGAAAAGAGCGUUUUGUCUCCGGUAAAAAAAAGCCACGGCCGGAGCAGAUGACCCAGAGAGGGGCCCCCGAGCCUGGUGGCCCAGCCGACCUCAGGCCGGUUUCCACACUGCCACAACUUUGUUCAAAGUUGCCCCCAAUUGGAACCUGCCACUUGCCCUUAGAGGGUCUUCUGUGGGGAGAGGAGAAGGCUGGAGUCCUUUAAGCAAAAUGUGAGAAGUAAGGAAAUCAGCCUUUCAUCCCGGUCCGAAGUGACAGUCAGUUGAAGGUUUUGUUGAACACAGGCAAACCCAUGAUUUUGGUGCUCUUUGUAUCUCAGCCCUGCAAAGCAAAGUUACAUUGAUUUAAGUUGUUUGCAUUUGUACUGGCAAGGCGAAAUAUUUUUAUUACCUUUUCUAUUACUUAUUGUAUGAGCUUUUGUUGUUUACUUGGAGGUUCUGUCUUUUACUACAAGUUGGAACUAUUUAUUAUUGCUUGGUAUUUGUGCUCUGUUUAAGAAACGGGCACUUUUUUUUUUUAUUAUGGAUAAAAUGUUGAGAUGACAGGAGGUCAUUUCAAUAUGGCUUAGUAAAAUAUUUAUUGUUCCUUUUAUUCUCUGUACAAGAUUUUGGGCCUUUUUUCCCUUAAUGUCACAAUGUUGAGUUCAGCAUGUGUCUGCCAUUUCAUUUGUACGCUUGUUCAAAACCAAGUUUGUUCUGGUUUCAAGUUAUAAAAAUAAAUUGGACAUUUAACUUGA
Manis pentadactyla (Chinese pangolin) is the source of this 10109-nucleotide messenger RNA. It is a transcript of the gene BCL11B, whose product is annotated as BCL11 transcription factor B. Gene Ontology annotation, molecular function: RNA polymerase II cis-regulatory region sequence-specific DNA binding; DNA-binding transcription factor activity. Gene Ontology annotation, biological process: positive regulation of transcription by RNA polymerase II. Gene Ontology annotation, cellular component: nucleus. Bases 2530 to 5241 code for a protein of 903 amino acids. The record is from RefSeq and is a predicted model, not a curated record. The transcript is spliced from 4 exons. Lineage: Eukaryota; Metazoa; Chordata; Mammalia; Pholidota; Manidae.